This is a messenger RNA of Erythranthe guttata (spotted monkey flower), 890 nucleotides long. The record is from RefSeq and is a predicted model, not a curated record. NCBI's taxonomy places the organism in Eukaryota, Viridiplantae, Streptophyta, Magnoliopsida, Lamiales, Phrymaceae.
CUGCGGCAUCUGGUCUAGCAUUCAUCAACCCAUACAAGAACAGAGAAGCAGAAUUCAAGAAUGGAGAUAACUUUGCAACUGCAGGAGCAACUGCUCUACCAACACAAUUUUUACAAUCCAAAAAUAUUUCAUCUCCAAUUACUACUACUUCUCUUGAUCUACAACUUGAUCUCAUGUUUACUCACUUCAACUCUAUUUGCCUCACAGUUCUUGACUUUUCUGCCCUCUUAGAUUGCAUACAAUUGCUUAAAAACUCACUCUUCAUGGUGGGUGAGAUUGGCAUGAACGACUAUAGCUAUGCAUUAUUGCAAGGCAAAUCAAUCCAAGAUACAACAAAUCUUGUCUCAGAUGUUGUUUAUGCAAUUCAGAAGGCUAUUAAUGUAAGUUAUUUAUUGUCACUGGUGAUCGAAUUCGGGGCGGUUCGGAUAGUUGUUCCGGGUAUUUUGCCACUUGGUUGUCUACCGGCUCUCCUCACUAGGUUUGAAACCAAGGAUUCCAAAUCAUAUGACAAAUUCCAAUGUUUGAACUAUCUAAAUAAUUUGUCACAAUACCAUAACUCUGAAUUGCAAAAAGCCAUUCAAGAAGUGAAGAAACAAAAUCCCAAUGUCACGAUUUUGUACGGCGAUUAUUACAACGCUUACAUCGCCAUUUUGCGCAACGCGUUGCACCUAAAGUUUGAUGUAAAGAAUUUGCGAAAAGCAUGUUGUGGGAUUGGAGGCGAAUAUAAUUACGAAUCGAACCAAACAUGCGGGGCGCGUGGAGUUCAUGCGUGCGCUCAGCCAAGUAGCUACGUAAGCUGGGAUGGGAUCAAUUUAACUGAAGAGGCUUAUGCAAAUAUUGCUCAGUCACUCAUUGCAGAUAUUUUACCCAAGCUCAACUGCAAGCCCUAA